Molecule: messenger RNA, 3675 nt
Organism: Prionailurus viverrinus (fishing cat)
Lineage: Eukaryota; Metazoa; Chordata; Mammalia; Carnivora; Felidae
Gene: SLC60A1
Product: major facilitator superfamily domain containing 4A
Exons: 10
Coding region: 79-1668 (529 amino acids)
Biological process (GO): transmembrane transport
Source: RefSeq, a predicted model, not a curated record
CCGGCCCUCCCGCGGGCGGCGCGGCACUCGGGCACCGGCGCGCGGAGCCAGCAGCCGCCGAGCCCGCCAGCCGGGGCCAUGGGCUGCGACGGCCGCGUGUCGGGGCUGCUCCGCCGCAACCUGCAGCCCACGCUCACCUACUGGAGCGUCUUCUUCAGCUUCGGCCUGUGCAUCGCCUUCCUGGGGCCCACGCUGCUGGACCUGCGCUGCCAGACGCACAGCUCGCUGCCCCAGAUCUCCUGGGUCUUCUUCUCGCAGCAGCUCUGCCUCCUGCUGGGCAGCGCCCUCGGGGGCGUCUUCAAGAGGACCCUGGCCCAGUCGUUAUGGGCCCUCUUCACCUCAUCCCUGGCCAUCUCCCUGGUGUUUGCCAUCAUCCCCUUCUGUCGAGAUGUGAAGGUGCUGGCCUCUGUCAUGGCGCUGGCGGGCCUAGCCAUGGGCUGCAUCGACACCGUGGCCAACAUGCAGCUGGUGAGGGUCUACCAGAAGGACUCGGCCAUCUUCCUCCAGGUUCUCCAUUUCUUUGUGGGCUUUGGCGCCCUGCUGAGCCCCCUCAUUGCCGACCCCUUCCUGUCUGAGGCCAACUGCUUGCCUGCCAACGGCACGGCCAAUGCCACCUCUGGAAGCCACCUGUUCCACGCCUCCAGGGUCCUAGGCCAGCACCACACCGAGGCGUGGCGUUGGUCCAACCACUCGCUCUCCGGGCUGCCUGCGCAGGACCGGGCAGGGACCCGUGUGUCGUAUGCCUUCUGGAUCAUGUCCCUGAUCAAUCUCCCGGUGCCCAUGGCUGUGCUGUUUCUGCUAUCCAAAGAGCGGCUGCUGGCCUGCUGCCCUCAGAGGAGGCCCCUGCUCCUGUCCGCAGAUGAGCUGGCCCUUGAGACGCAGCCUCCAGAGAAGGAAGACGCCUCCUCACUGCCCCCAAAGUUUCAGCCACACCCAGGGCACGAGGACCUGUUCGGCUGCUGGCAGAGGAAGAACUUCAAAGGAGCCCCUUACUCCUUCUUCGCCAUCCACAUCACAGCCGCCCUGGUCCUGUUCAUGACCGACGGGAUGACGGGGGAGUACUCAGCCUUUGUAUACAGCUAUGCAGUGGAGAAGCCGCUGUCUGUGGGGCACAAGGUGGCUGGUUACCUCCCCAGCCUCUUCUGGGGCUUCAUCACCCUGGGUCGGCUCAUCUCCAUUCCCAUCUCCUCCAAAGUGAAGCCAGCCACCAUGGUGUUCGUCAAUGUGGUGGGCGUGGUGGUGACGUUCCUCGUGCUUCUCGUUUUCUCCUACAACGUCGUCUUCCUGUUCGUGGGGACAGCCAGCCUGGGCCUGUUCCUCAGUAGCACCUUCCCCAGCAUGCUGGCCUACACUGAGGACAUUCUGCAGUACAAAGGCUGUGCGACCACGGUGCUGGUGACAGGGGCAGGAAUUGGCGAGAUGGUUCUCCAGAUGCUGGUUGGUUCGGAUGCACUCUGGACUCUCGUCAGUUCCUACCCAGGACAAAGCACUGGGAAUGGAAAGCCCAGAGUGCUACCAGAGGUAAAACUGGGGGAAGGGGGCAGGCGAAGACGGCCGGCCUCUCGAGCACCAGCACAGACCAAAGUGUUCAAGAAAUUGGGGGUCGCCCUGGAGGCGAUCUCUCCACGCCUUGGCUCGGAUCUUUUCCACAAAUACUUGGUUAGGUAGAAGAAAUUGAACGGACUGGGAAAAUCAUUAGCAGUUUACUGGAUGGAUAUUCAAGUUACCUUCCUCUCCCCCGGUUCGGACCUUUGGUAAGAGGUGUCCAGGAUACCCCGAUGGGAAGGAAGAAGACAGCCAUAUGCUUCACUCCAUUGGCCACCGACCACCUCCUGCAUGGACCAUCCCCUGGGUUUGAAUAUCACUUUUCGUUGAAGUUUGAAAGAACAGGUUGAAAUUGUAAAGUUCGAUGAUCACUGCUUGCUGUAGAUAUAUUUGAAAUCAGUCAAAACAAACCCCCAGUUAGUUCCCGGCAUGCUCAAAUGAUUUAUGUGCUUUUUACUUUUUGGUAAGCCACGGUCCCUCAAAUUCCCGUUGCUGAUAUCCGUAGUUCGUUUAAAAUCUAAAACAUCGAAAGGAAAAGUCGAAUCUUGCUAUCUUUGGGACACUAAUUCAGUGGUAUGCUGGGCUGGCUCGUACUAGCUGAUAAAAGCCGGUCGUUAACAUUUCCUUUUGAGAGCUAGUUGUUAAAACUCGGCCAGUAUUAAACAUGAGAUUUUAUAGAAAGUUAACAAUUCCGUUAAAGACAAGGGAAAGAACCACUCAAAACUCAUCACUUCCUUGAAGGUAUCUAAGCGUAUUGUACCUGUACAGGGGAAAUAGGAUACGGAGGUGUGGCUCUGUCCAUCUCUUCCCAGAUGCGCUUUCAGUGGUAACGUGUCUGGUGGCUCGAGAUCAGCCACGUGGGAGGAUUCACCCCAUAGAAACUGGCAGAGGCUACACAUCCUCCCCUUUCUCUUCCCCCCGGAGAGCCAGUUGUUAAACAUCUACCCGCAAGUACCCCACUGCUAACGAUCAGUGCAAACGGGCUCAGAAGCCGUCUGGGAGAAUGGGAUGAAGGUUCCGGUUUUCUUUUACUUGACCGCGCUUAUGCGAAGUGUAGGCACAGCACUGAGGAAUUCUCAAAAAUACCUGAUUUAAACUUUACAUCUUUUGUCAAGGAAAACAGCUCUUUGUACCACGUCAGGUGGGUUUCCUUAACAAAAAGCUGGGACUGCCGAGCGAUGCGGGGGGAGCAGCACACCGAAAGCAGUGUGGAGGAGGGUACUCUCCCGACCGAGCAGAUCCCCUAGUAACCGAGAGGGCACAGAGCCUGCCACUUGGAAAGGGUGAGACCACGGAGGCGUCUGUAAGUAGUAAAAUGGCCGUGACGGUGACCGUCCGUGCGCUUACCUGAAGCUUCUCUGCGUUAUGUACGAACGUGCAUGCGUGGCUAUAAAAAGGGGAUCGAGGUUCUCUGUAGCCUGAGCCGCAGACCCCACACUGAGCAGCGUACCCCAGAUCGGUGGCCUUGUCAAGUCAGCCGGCUGCGUCUGCCAGCAUAUCCUGUGUGGUGACGGGGCCCUGGCCGGAGAGCGGGCGCUGGCCUCGCUCUCUAGCUGUGCGGCCCUGGGCGGGUCCCUCACUGAUGGUCUUCCAGCCUUGCUUGUUCUUGUUAAAUCGAAGUGACAUUUCUAAAAGAACUUACCCUACCUCAAAGGAAUCCUGAAAGAAUGAAGUGGCUUUGUUUAAAGCAAUUAUUGUAUGCCUGACCUAGAAACUGCUUCAUAAAUGCUAGCAAUUUUUAAAACCUCUUCAUAAGCAGAUUCGAAAUUGUUCGUAUGUUUGGUACACAAUUAUUGUUAAGUCAAACAGAUCUCAAUUUUUUUGAAGGCUGAUGGUCUAAGGGUGUAGUUUUAACUAUGCCUGUAAAUACUUAAAAAUAGCUGAUGGCUGCCGGACUUCAAUGUGCAAUCUAACUGGAGUGACUGACCUGGACAAAAAGAAAGUAGCUGUAUUUUUCUCGUGGUUUUUCAAAACAAACAAACAAACAAAACCCGCAUCCUUUUUAUACAGAUUUACAAAGAAGGAUCAAUGGCUUUAUCUAAGAUGAUCAUGAUUAAUUUGAGAAUAUAGAAAACAAGAUUGAAGCAAAUCUAAGUGUACCUUUCCUGAAAUAAAAUAUUUUAAAUUUAA